UGUACAGGUGGUAUAAACUUGAAGGUAGUUGAUAACAGUGUACUGUCACAGUAUGUGCACUCGAGUGAUGAAAUGUACAGAGCCUAUCUCGCGUCUCUAGGCAAAACGUGCACAUCACUCUGGUCUUCGUCAUCGCCAGUUAACAGCCUGAGCAGUGUAACACGGCUGUUGUCUUUUGGCAGUGAUUCAGCAUUCUCUUACUCUACUGCAACACCAGAAAGACUGCAGUCACCUGUUCAGACAGACAUGUCUAAACUUCAGUUAACUAAACCAGCGCCUGAGUUCAAGGCACAGGCUGUUGUGGAUGGAGAGUUCCAGGACAUCAAGUUGUCCGACUACCGCGGGAAAUACGUCGUCUUUUUCUUCUACCCUUUAGAUUUGUCGUGGACAUACCCUUUAGACAACUGCUGCAAAUACAUUACCUUUGUGUGUCCAACUGAAAUCAUCUCAUUCAGCGACAGAGUUGAAGAAUUCCGCAGUAUUAAUUGUGAAGUGUUGGCUUGUUCCACUGACAGUGUUUUCUCACAUUUAGCAUGGGUGAACACACCACGAAAGCAAGGUGGUUUGGGGCAAUUGAAGAUUCCUCUGAUUGCAGACAAGACAAUGGAAAUAUCCAGAAUGUAUGGCUGUUUGAAGGAGGAUGAGGGCAUUGCAUUCAGGGGUCUGUUUAUAAUAGACGACAAGGGUAACCUUCGCCAGAUGACAAUCAACGAUCUGCCGGUGGGUCGCUCUGUAGACGAGACUAUCCGCCUAGUGCAGGCUUUCCAGUUCACAGACAAACACGGAGAGGUCUGUCCAGCCGGGUGGAAACCAGGAUCGGACACCAUGAAGCCAGACCCUAAGGGCAGCAAGGCCUAUUUCAGCAAGGCCAAUUAACUACAGUCGACUAGUCCAUAACGGACUACAGAGCAACAGUCCACUAGUGAAAUACGGACUUGCAAAGAAUGUUGACCCGUGACUGUAGAGCCAUGCAAUUUAGAUAGAGAAACGGACAGUUACACGUGUAGUUUAAAAACUGCCAAACGGCCAGUCUUAAGUAGUACAUACACAUGCCUGUACAUGUCAGUUCUCUAAUGUGUAUUUGUUUUUAAUUUUACUGGUUUUUUAAAUAUUGUUUUCUACACAGGUUAUAUAUAGAAUCUGCUAAAGUGCUAUGAUUGCAUAUCCAGUGCAUUAAAAAAAUAUUCGAAAUGGUUUUUGGGUUUUUUGUUUUAAGUUAUGUAAUGAUUUUGCAUAUAUGUUGCUUUUAUGUGAGGGUUAACAAGCUUCUCUUUUUUUAACUUAUGGGGCAUUACAAACUAUUGCAGUAUCACAUGCUGUAAUAUAAACUAUUUUAUCUGUAUAUUUUGGAGGGAAAAACUAAAUGUGACAGUUUAAAAAAAAAAAAAAAAUGCGUGGAAAAUAAAUUGUGUUUUGAUCAAUUUCUUUUCUAUUGUUUAUGAAACUAUAUGCACUGAUCACUGCACUGUAGCAGAAAUCUUUAUGUUAAUAAUUAAACAGCCAUUAAAGUAAAGUCUGUUGUUAGUUACUUCUUGUUAGCUAGUGCUAUUGUUUUUACUUCCAACUUUAGUUUUGUUUACAUUUUAAAGGGGCAGUCUCCAAGUUCCAUAGUGAACAAAAAUAUUUUUUUAAUUUUUCUUGUGAAAUCAUGUAUGUAAAGAUUAUACAGUAAAACCUCUAUAAAUGAGGCUCUCAGUAAACUGGAAUUCACUCAAUAUUAGAUGUUAUUCAUGGUUCCUUUUUAAAUAUCGGUGCAGAACCAGAACCUCUAUACAUCAGAUACCCCUUGAAUCUGGAUUUUUUUACUUGGUUACUUGGGUGUCCAGUUUAGAGGGCUUGUACUCUAAUUUGAAUUACAUUUCCACAAAAAAAUUACAUCCGAAUAAUUUCAUUACUACUAUUUACAAAUCUAUAUAAUUGCUAAUCCAGUAAGGGUGACAGACAGCUUAACACUUGACAUCAGUUUAAAUUUGAAUCACAUCUUCUGGCUAGUUUUUUAAUGGACAUGUGAUGAAGAUUUUGUUUUUAUAUUUUUCACUAUGGAUUCUCUGGGAAACCGUUGUUUUUGCCAAGUGACAACACAUAAUUCUGAUUUCCGUGAGUUAAUUAUACAAAUGAAUAAUUUGAUUUUUUUUUAAAUUAAAAAUACAUGUACAAAUAUUAAACUGUGACGCUUUAAGAAUGCACCUUUAAAUGUGAUUAUUCGGGUACAUACACUUGUAGGUGUUGGCUUGUCUAGUCUCGGCUGUGUCUGUUUUAUAAGUUUUUGUGUUUGAACUGUGUGUCCUGCAUGACAAAUUGGAGUUGGAAUUCUGGUAGACAAAAGGGUAGGGGGAGGUCAGCAGUCUCUGAAAUGUACGACCCAGGGAUUUUUUUUUUUUUUUUUUUUUUUGAUCAUAUAUCAAAUAAAAUGUUACUUUUUAUUUUUUUGAUCAUAUGUCAAAUAAAGUAUUUACAGGCUGUUCUUACUGUCAAGCAAUUAUAUGUAGGGUCUCCACGAGUACUCUGAUACGGGUCGAUUCUAGCAAGACUCGAGUCCGUUCAUAGGACUCGUGUACCCGUACAAGGUGGAAUACAAUGAGCAACUAUAAUACAAUGGACAAUGUAGGACAAUAAUUUCAGCAGUAGAUAAUCAACGAUAUAAGUUACACAAUAAUUACAUGAUCAUGCGCUAGUUUCUCUUUUUAAACUGGCUGGCUGUCCAUCACAACACUUCUACAAUACAGUGGCAUGAUUUGGCAUCCAUGUUCAGUGCUAGAAUUAAGAUGCAUAAUGCUAGUAUUUUACUUUAUUCCUUAAUGUCAUCAUCAUCUAAUGUAAGUGUCGGGUACUCGGGUCUGGGUUGAGUGACCUUUGAAUACUCCAAUAUUUUGGACUUGUAGAGGCCCUAAUUAUAUGAAAUGUUUUGGGUUUCUACUUUGUUUUUUCAUGCCACCACCAAUUUGCUAUAUAUGGUACCAGGGCUGAGUUCAGCCAGACCAAAUAGAAAAACGUCCGCUAGACUGUUUUAUGUGCAUCACAGUAAACCAUAUAGCUAUGUCGGGAACCAGUCAUAUAGUUUGCAAAUGUUAAAGAAAUGUUAGCUGGUUAAACUUGGGGCUGUUUUAUGCCAUUUUUGCAUGGCUUCAUUGUCAACUACCAAUAUAGGAAAGUUUUUAAAUUUGUAAUUGCACAAUUUUGAUUUCCCAUGUCAAGAAGUAAAACUGAACAUGGAUGUGCUGUAAUCAUCAAAAACAAACAAAACAAAACAAACCCAAAAUGUUUUUUUAAUGUUUUGAACAUGAAUGUAAUAAUCUAAUUACUACGGCAAUAAAUGUUGGUCGUAUUUCAUUAACCUAAAAUUUUUAAAACGUUUGUUGAAUUUAAAUGUAUGUGCGGUCAUUAUGAACAAGUGAUCUUUAUGCAGAUACAUGUCUGUAUGUUAAAUGAAGAUAUACUCAACCCAGACAGUUAAGAGUCUGAAUAUAAAUCUUCCGUGAUAAAGAAUAGAUAUGUUCGCAUUGUGUGUACACUACAAUAAAUGCCCUAUUGCAGGUCCGUCUGUAAUUACUUGCAGAUUUGAUUAAUUUCUCCACCCAUGCAUUUGGUUGUGAUUAAUGUUUUUCUCCACAUUAGUUUAGCAUUUAGUUUUUACAGGGAAUGGGCGACAAGCAGAGCUCAUUUACAUGCUGCACGAGUUUGGGAAGAGGUUUUGUAUUUACUUGCAGUAAUCAGUACUUGUAUUUUGGAAUGGUAAAUUAAAAACAAGUUGUGAGAGGUAUUCUCUGUACCAAGAGAACUAUUCAAGAUCAUAGUGGAUUGUGGUUAUUUUGUGUUUAGUGUUGAAAGUUCCCUGUAUGCAUGUGGUCAUAGCUUAAAUGUCAUUUGCCAAACUGAUUAGUUAAAAUUGAAUGCACAUGUAUGUAAUUUCACCAACAAAAUUUAAUAAAAUCUUGUUCCAAAAUUAACCUUGUGCAGGUUGCUUGUGGAUUUUAAAAAGUUUUAAAAUCGUGGAGAUUAAUUAAGAAAACCUUUUUAUGUUAGCUGUUUAUUUUUCAGGUAACAUUUGAAAAAUGCGAACAAUAUUUUGUGUUUGGUUUAACUAUGUAAGGUGAUGUAACUAUCAGUUUGGUGAAAUACGUAUUGAGAUUGGAUCAAGUUUGAGCGGACUUCAGUCUGUCCAUCUAAGUAAACAGUUUUGUACGUCCAUGCAGACAUCAGAUCAUGUGAUCAUUGAGUGUUUAAGGUGUUGUUUGAAUAAAGAUCUUAAAUAUAAAAUGA
Molecule: messenger RNA, 4260 nt
Organism: Gigantopelta aegis
Lineage: Eukaryota; Metazoa; Mollusca; Gastropoda; Neomphalida; Peltospiridae
Product: peroxiredoxin-like
Exons: 7
Coding region: 73-876 (267 amino acids)
Biological process (GO): response to oxidative stress; removal of superoxide radicals; hydrogen peroxide catabolic process
Cellular component (GO): cytosol
Molecular function (GO): thioredoxin peroxidase activity
Source: RefSeq, a predicted model, not a curated record